UCCGUUCCACCUUCAAUAGUUAACACCUAAAUUUUCGGUUCCUUUCGAUUCCGGUUGGGAAAUAUCUUUUAAGAAACAAAAUCAUGUACAUGUACGUCAACCCGAAUUACGUUUUGGUUGGGGGCCCCUGCUGUGGCCCCUGCGGCGGAUGCGGACCCUGUGGUGGAUGUGGCCCCUGCUGUGGUGGGUGUGGCCCCUGCUGUGGUCCUUGCGGAGGAUGUGGACCUUGCUGCGGCGGCACCAGCAGUUUUUGCGGUUGCGGUCCUUGCUGCUAAACCAGUUGACCCGGAAACCUGUCGGAAUACUUCCGGGAACUAUGUAAAUCUCAAAAAAUAAACUGUGUGGGAGACAACAAAUU
Messenger RNA from Drosophila melanogaster (fruit fly), 358 nucleotides. It is a transcript of the gene Mst84Da, whose product is annotated as Male-specific RNA 84Da. The transcript has 2 exons. NCBI's taxonomy places the organism in Eukaryota, Metazoa, Arthropoda, Insecta, Diptera, Drosophilidae. The coding region runs from base 84 to 275 and encodes 63 amino acids. The record is from RefSeq and is marked reviewed.